Molecule: messenger RNA, 912 nt
Organism: Naegleria fowleri
Lineage: Eukaryota; Heterolobosea; Eutetramitea; Acrasida; Naegleriidae
Exons: 1
Coding region: 1-912 (303 amino acids)
Source: RefSeq, a predicted model, not a curated record
AUGCCUUCGCUAGGUACUCCAAUUCUUUCCGCACAAGAUGAAGAUUGUUUUUUAGGGGUGUAUGAGUCUUCAAAUCAAAACAAUUAUUCAUAUAAUUCUCACAUGAACAAAAGCAACCAACCUCCUCCACCACCACCUCCGAGCAUUAAUUAUCAAAAUUAUGUACCCAAUAAUAAUUAUUUCGGAAAAAAGAAGAAGCCUGGAAAGAAUGACUGGACGGAUUAUUUGGCUUUAAUUUCUCUCAAAUUUUGUACUCAAGAUCAAACAAAGAGGCCGAGCGAAUACAACGAUAAUGAUAUAAAAAUUAUUUUGGAAAAACAAUUGGAUUAUACUCGUGGAGACAAUUCUCUUCAUUUAUCAAAGUGUAAAAAUUAUCCGGAAAAAUCAGAGGGAGCUCACAGGACAAUGAUAUUAGAUUUUGGAUCUGAAUAUUUAAAGAAUAGAUACUGGAACAAGAUAUCUCCUGGAACACAAUUUAAAAACACAAAACGAGACGAUACUUCGCAAUAUGUUGAAGUUGUAAAUUUAACAGACCUCAUGUAUGAUAGCAAGAAACGAACGGAAUGUAUUUAUAUAAUGAAUGGAACGAAAACUUCUCAACCUAUGAAUCCACCGGAGAUGGCAGACCAGAAUACUAAUAGCAUGGGCAACGAUUCUCAUCUACAAUCAACAACCCUCAGUAGCUCCGGCUCCUCAUCCAGUUCUCCAGUUCCCUUAGAUCCUUUAUUGGAAGAAAUGAAAGAUUACGCUGAAAGAUUUGAGAUGCUCAAAAGGAAACGUGAGGAGUAUGAACAAGAUAUUAUAUCAAAAGUUCGUCAAGCAAUUGAUGAAAUGUACCAGCCCAAAGCUAAAAAAGACGAUGUCACAUUCGUGGAUGACAAUGACGAUGAUUUGAGCGUCAAAAUCCACUAG